AUGGGCUGCCCAGCUGGGCUGCAGAGCAGCUGCCCAGAGGCCAAACUGUCAUCAACCACCUCAGAUGAUGCACUGCAAGAGCACCCCAAAGAUCUCUGGCUGCACAACACGAUGUCAGGCAGGAAGGAGCUUUUUCAGCCACGGCCAGGCCAGGGCAACAAAGUCAGCAUGUACUGCUGCGGUGUCACUGUGUAUGAUUACAGUCAUGUCGGUCAUGCUCGCGUCUACUGCGCAUUUGAUGUGCUCUUCCGGUACCUCCGACACCUUGGCUAUGAGGUCGAUUACGUCCGAAACUUCACUGACAUCGAUGAUAAAAUCAUCAAGAGAGCUUCAGAAACAGGAGAGGAUCCUUUGCAGCUGAGCCAGAGGUUCAUACACGAAUUUCACACGGACAUGGACGCCUUGAAUUGCCUAGCGCCCACCAGCGAGCCAAAGGCGACCGACUUCAUCUCUCAGAUGGUGGACAUGAUUGGGCGCAUUGUCAAAGCCGGGCAUGGCUAUGAGGCUGAUGGGAGCGUGUGGUUUUCCGUCGAAAGUGUGCCUGGCUAUGGCCGCCUAUCGGGGCGCUCUUUGGAUGACAAUCGAGCGGGAGAGCGCGUCGCUGUAAAUACGACAAAGCGGAAUCCAGCAGACUUUGUCCUGUGGAAAGCAGCGAAAGUGGGAGAGCCGAAAUGGGACAGCCCCUGGGGGCCAGGCCGCCCAGGGUGGCACAUCGAAUGCAGCGCCAUGAUACGUGAACUCAUGGGGCCCAUCAUCGACAUCCACGGGGGCGGCAGGGACCUCAUUCAUCCACACCAUGACAAUGAGCUGGUCCAGUCACAGGCUGCUGCCUGCGAAUGUGAUAGAGAGAACAUGCUUGACCAUCGCGACUUCGUGCGGUGGUGGAUGCACCUCGGCUUCGUCAAUGUGGACAGCGAGAAAAUGUCCAAGUCAUUGGGAAAUUUCUUUACAAUCCGGGAUGUCCUGCAAAUGUACCAUCCAAUGGCGCUGCGAUGGUUUCUGAUCAAUACACAGUACCGCCAAGCCAUAAACUACACAGAACGCAGCCUUCAGGAGGCAUCGGACCGGCUCUAUUACAUCUACCAGACCCUGCAGGAUGCAGAAGCUGCCCUGACAGCAGCUGCUGCAGCUGGGGAACAGGUGUCUGUGGCAACAGAACAGCACAGUAACGGCACAAAGCUACUCAAGUCAGUGGAAGCCAGUCUAUGCGAUGAUUUGAACACACCACAGGCAUUUGCAGCCCUGUCAGAGCCACUCAAAACAAUGAAUGACCUUCUCCAUACCAAGAAGGGGAAGAAGGCUGGAGGCAGACUGCAGACAAUAGCAACUUUACAACAGGCCCUGAACUCCGUGUUGGAGCUUUUGGGACUUGGCGCUGGAGAUAUUGGAGCUGUCUUGGUGGAAAUGCGCCAGCGGGCGCUCCACAGGGCUGGGUUGAAGGAGCAGGAUGUCGAGUUGAGUAUAGAGAGGCGAGCAGUCGCCAGGGCGGCAAAGGACUAUGCAUCAGCAGACAAGGAACGAGCUUUCCUUGCUGAGCGGGGGAUCAUGAUCAUGGAUGGAUCUGAAGGCACGCUGUGGCGGCCGGGCAUCCCAGACUCUCAAAGUAAUUAA
Messenger RNA from Coccomyxa subellipsoidea C-169, 1611 nucleotides. Its product is annotated as tRNA synthetase class I (C) family protein. The transcript has 10 exons. Gene Ontology annotation, molecular function: cysteine-tRNA ligase activity; ATP binding. The coding region runs from base 1 to 1611 and encodes 536 amino acids. Gene Ontology annotation, biological process: cysteinyl-tRNA aminoacylation. Lineage: Eukaryota; Viridiplantae; Chlorophyta; Trebouxiophyceae; Coccomyxaceae. Gene Ontology annotation, cellular component: cytoplasm. The record is from RefSeq and is a predicted model, not a curated record.